AUGAAUCAAGCAUACAUUGUCGCCACAAUGUUUCAACACUCACAACAUAAAACAAGAAUUAAUUUCUCGGAUCAAACUCUCGUGAGAAGAUAUUUAAAUAAUUUUGUAACUUUUCGUCUUUUUCCAUCGCAUCGUCAACAUCCUCUUAUACUGAAUAAUAAUUUGAGGGAGAAAAAUUGUCCAUUGAGAGAGCUUUUGAUGUGCCAGAGGGAAAAAGAAAAAGAAAAACGCGUGACUCCCUAG
This is a messenger RNA of Clunio marinus, 243 nucleotides long. The record is from the annotation of a GenBank genome assembly. Lineage: Eukaryota; Metazoa; Arthropoda; Insecta; Diptera; Chironomidae.